Messenger RNA from Durio zibethinus, 2084 nucleotides. Its product is annotated as RNA methyltransferase family protein. NCBI's taxonomy places the organism in Eukaryota, Viridiplantae, Streptophyta, Magnoliopsida, Malvales, Malvaceae. The record is from RefSeq and is a predicted model, not a curated record. Gene Ontology annotation, biological process: protein methylation. Gene Ontology annotation, molecular function: nucleic acid binding; protein methyltransferase activity.
UUUGGGAAAUCCCAGAAAACCACAUUACGAACAUAUUUCACUUGUUCUUUCCCUGUAGAAGCCUCUUUCUUUUUUAUUUUGCUCGAUAUCUCUCUUGACGGAUGGGAAGCAAGGAAAUCAAGUGGUAAUCUCAUCCAAUUUGAGAUAAGGAGCAGUGAAAGUCACUUUAUCAGAAACCCAUUGUAGGUUUGUCUCUUAAACUUUUCAAAAAAAAAAAAAUUUUGCACAAUCUAGAGUUAGAACAUAUUGGGAAGACCUGUUUAGAGAUAUGAUGAAGCUAAGGUUGUCUGGUCUGAGUUGUGGUGUUUGUGCAAAUUUCCGGAGACCCAUUUCACUUUGUUAUUCAAAUUCAAUAUCAUCAUCCUCUGCAGAGGUAAAACCCAAAAUUCCACUCUAUCUAAGGCCACUCUCCUUCUCUGCGUCUCUAUCAGAGCUGACCCAAUGGCAUAAAUGGGCCAAAAAUCUGGCUUCUUCAGUUGGCUCCUCUUUUGUUCACUUAGACAAUGGUCCCGAUUCCACUCUCCUCCGCAGAGAGCUCAACUGGCUUCUACAAGACUUACUUGAACUCCAACAUCAUUCAGCAAUACUAUCACACUUGGAAUCGGGUAACAGUGAGAACGUGGAUGUAAGCGUUGCGUUAAGAGCGCCUUUGGAGGAGCUGUAUUGUGUUUGGAGGCAGAGGAUUGAAGAGAGGAGACCUUUUCAAUACGUUGUAGGGUGUGAGCAUUGGAGGGAUUUGGUGUUGAGUGUGCAAGAAGGGGUUCUUAUUCCUAGGCCUGAAACUGAAAUGAUUAUUGAUUUGGUGGAGAAUGUGGCAUUGAACAAAUUCCCAGAAUUGGCAAAAGGUUUCUGGGCCGAUUUGGGGACCGGUAGCGGUGCUAUUGCUAUUGCCACUGCAAGGACUUUAUCAACUCAUGCUCAUGCUCAUGGUAGAGUCAUUGCCACUGAUUUAAGUCCGGUGGCAAUUGCUGUGGCUGCUUUUAAUGUGCAAAUAUAUGGCCUACAGGAUGUGGUUGAGGUGAGGAAAGGAUCUUGGUUUGAACCAUUGAAAGAUGUUCGAGGUAAACUUGCUGGUGUUUUGAGUAACCCACCGUACGUACCAAGUGGUGAUAUAUCUGGCCUACAAGCUGAAGUUGGUCAACAUGAACCAAAACUUGCAUUAGAUGGUGGCAUUAGUGGAACCAGUGAUCUUCUCCAUCUCAUUGACGGAGCUGCUUCCAUGUUGAAACCUGGAGGAUUUUUUGCUUUGGAGACAAAUGGAGAGAAGCAGUCCAAGUUUCUUGUGGACUACAUUGAAAAUGAUAAGCCAGGCAGCUUCUGCAAUAUUAAUAUAGUAUCCGAUUUUGCUGGUAUCCAACGUUUUGUUAUGGGAUUUCGUCAAUGAAUGGUAUGAUCAGUAAGUUUAUUGGUCAUGAAGAAGAGGAAACAAAAAAAAAAAAAAGAACAAGUUGUCCCAAUUACCUCAACCAGGUAUGAAAUUAACACCCUCAAGCUCCCUAUGAGACUGCUUGGCGUCCAUGGUCCAACAAUGAAGAGGUAAAAGAAAAGGGAAAUAUUAACAGUUUGUGCUUUCAUUUACCAGAGAAGAGUUAAACAGUUUUUUUCACUGCUUUGGUGACUUAAAAAUUGUUGGAUGGAAGCAGGUUGGAGGGUAUGUGGUGGAAUAUGAAGGUCUACCAUUGGUGACAGUUGAAAGAAGCAGGACAUUUUAUUACCAUGAUUUCCUCAUUCCUUCAAGGAGCUCUGCCUCCACCAUUGAUCAUUCUGAGUGUUUAGAACAAGAGCUAAAGAUGACUAGAUGAAGAUUUUCCAAAACUUUUCAACUAAUAAUCAAGACAUAUGAGGCUAUACCAAUGUUGGGAGUUGGAACACAAACAUAUAUCAUUGGGUGCAAAUAUUAUUCGAAAAUCGCAAUGUGCAUGAAUGAAUUUGAGUGAAGAGCUGAAGAUGCAACAAUUUUACUGUGUUUUUUUUCCUUUUUUUUCUGUUCUAGGUUCAGCAGAAAGGCCUGAAAUAUUUUGAGGACUUGAAAUGUGGGAUAUUAUCACAGAUUCACCACUCACAAGCCCACAGGAGAUAAAUUA